Molecule: messenger RNA, 642 nt
Organism: Acaulospora morrowiae
Lineage: Eukaryota; Fungi; Glomeromycota; Glomeromycetes; Diversisporales; Acaulosporaceae
Source: the annotation of a GenBank genome assembly
AUGAUCCCUUUGCAAUGUUUUUCAUUCGCUGGAAACACGGAAAAUUCUGUUGUGGAUUUUACAAAUUUACUUGAAAAUCAUGAUGAUUGCAACGUAGAAAUUAUAGUUGGUGAAGAGCCAAACGUUAAAGCAUUCAAAGCACACAAGUUUAUCUUAACAGAUAGAUCAACUUAUUUUAAAAAUGCCUUGUCUCCACAAUGGGCAAGUGUAGAAAAUGGAAUUAUCAAAUUUAAAAAACCUAAUAUUUCACCUUCGAUAUUUGAAGUUCUUUUUAAAUACAUUUAUACAGGAGCAAUUUCCGUUGGAAACAAUAGUCUUGUCGAUAUUGCUAUUGCGAGUGAUGAGCUUCAAUUACUUGAAGUCUAUCAAUAUCUUGAAGGAUGCUUGCUUGAGGAUGAAUCAGUUUGGAAUUCAAGAGACGUUAUCACAAUUCUUCAAUAUGAUAGCUUCGUCAAAUUGUAUAGUGCCGCAAUAAAAUUGGCUUGCAAAAAUCCAGAAGCUAUUUUUAAUUCAGAAUAUUUCAUUAGAAUGAAAGAAACUUAUCUCAUUAAUCUUUUGAAAUGUGAUUAUCUAGAGUUAGACGAGAUCGAAAUUUGGGAGUACCUAAUUCGAUGGGGAAUCGAAAAUACAAAUUCCAUUUUA